AUGUUCUUCGAAACAAAUCAACAGACUUCUUACCCUCCUACUACCAUUUACGACUUCGCAACAGAGAAAUCAAAAAUGAUGGCCACGGAUUGGGCAAUGCCUGUACAACAGUUCACGGCUUCUCCUUCUCAAUAUACUCUCUAUAAUGGCCAUCAAAUCUCUCCGACCAAUACCAUUCCACCCACUCCUAAUAGUGCUUCCCCCACCUCUCCCAGAACGGGAUUCAUCAACUAUCUACCAGCACAUACCCGACAACUGAGACCCCCUAAGUCCCCAUUAUAUGUGCCAGCAGUUUUGAGACCGACCGAUCCACCGAGGAGAAUGAUGAAGCACUCACCACUCACCCCACCUCAAAGUAUGCAUAGCAGCUUUGACGAUCUAGAUUCUGCGACAAUGUUGACAAGACGAUCAACGGGAGAUAGUGGAAAGUUUGGAUUGGGCGCAAUCACAGAAUCGGAAUGGAAUGUUGAGGGCCUGGGAAAGGUGACUGCAUUACCAACAAGAAAUCACUGGAAGCCCGAUGCCGAAUCCUCUAUCUGCGAUGAAACCACCUGCACAAAAUACUUCACCUACUUUACAAGACGCCAUCAUUGUCGACGCUGUGGAGACAUCUUUUGUGACCAACACUCCAGCUACUCAGUUCCUCUCGAUCAAGAUGCCAAAUAUCAUCCAAAGGGUACACAAAGUCGUUCCUGCGAACAUUGCUGGCACCAUUAUAGAAGUUGGUCCAUCGCACGAUCCAGUCGAUCCAACAGCGAAAGUUCCCAAGACGAACCUGGAACUCCCACCACUCCCAUUGUCAAUUGUGUCAAAGGUAGAGGAGUUGAUAAUCUCGCCGGACAACAAUUGACAGGUCCACCCGAGAGUCUUCCUGCCAGCGUUCCAAGAGAUUGGCACUGGAGCACCUUUUAA
Molecule: messenger RNA, 912 nt
Organism: Sclerotinia borealis F-4128
Lineage: Eukaryota; Fungi; Ascomycota; Leotiomycetes; Helotiales; Sclerotiniaceae
Source: the annotation of a GenBank genome assembly